Phodopus roborovskii (desert hamster) is the source of this 2859-nucleotide messenger RNA. RefSeq names its product catsper channel auxiliary subunit epsilon (gene Catspere). The coding region runs from base 1 to 2859 and encodes 952 amino acids. Gene Ontology annotation, biological process: flagellated sperm motility; sperm capacitation. Gene Ontology annotation, cellular component: CatSper complex; sperm principal piece. The record is from RefSeq and is a predicted model, not a curated record. Lineage: Eukaryota; Metazoa; Chordata; Mammalia; Rodentia; Cricetidae. The transcript has 22 exons.
AUGUCGGCCUGGGAAGUGGCGCUGCUACUGUGGUGCCUGAGCUGCUGCGCCUCGGCAGUGUGGAGAUACUACAUCAAUGGCUCGGACUAUUCCAUUUUUAGUACCAGGAGUUUUAUUGCAUUAGAAUAUGAAGGAACAUCUUUUUCAUCAUGGCAAAUACCAACUACUUGUAAAGCUGAAAAUACAAGUUUAACCAAGACAAAAGUACAUUGUGCUUCUGCUGGCGUUCAUACUAUAAAACCAAAUGUCAAAGACAAAAACAAGGAAGAGGAACGCUAUUUAUCUGUGGAUAAUUCUCAUAUUUGCUUCUUGUGGUAUUAUAAAGUUGUAGACAUUUUGGAUAAUUUAACCCAGAUUGUCACUUUAUGGGUGUACGAUCCAGAAAGUUCCAGCAAAGAAGAGUUGCAGUGGACUGCAACAAAACCUUCACUGAAUUCCAGAAUACUAACCAAGUUGUUGAACACCCUGGGACAGCACCCUUACAUUCAUACAACAGUGAAGAGAAGAGUGUAUGUCCCAGAUGCCUUAAGUCAGGAAGGAACCUGGGACAUUCAUUUGCCAAUGUCCUCGGAUGAUUUAAUGAAAGAGAUUAGAGGAAACAAAGUGGCUUUCCAAGACUGCUUCAUUUCAAAUCUCAUGAUCCUGAUGACACCUCCUAUGACCACCAUACCCGAGACCAGAGGAGACUUACCACUCACUCUGCCAGCUGGCAGUCCUUUGCUGUCUACCUGGAGUUCCUGCAUCCCUACAUUUACUGUCCUGGUCACUGACCAUGAAACCUUCCAAUCAAAUGAUUCUUUCCAUACCUGGACCAGAAUAAGAGUCCCCCCAGGUAUCCUGAGUGAUGCUGAAAGGCACAGUGUGACUGAUGUGGCCUUAUUCAAUAGUGGAAUUAUGUUUCUAAUAAAUGGUGCUAUUUACCUAAAAACUGCAAAAACAUUUAAAAAACUGGACUCAAGUAAAGGUCUUCCUAAAACCAAAAUUAUUGGCAUUACAAGAAGAAGAUGGUGUCAGGUCAGAUAUUUAUUUAAGUCUAAAAAAAGAAAAAGCAUGUUGGCAAUAUGGACAAAAAGUGAAUUUUACCUUGGAUAUUCUGCGUUUAGAUUUUUGAAAGUAAUAGAUAGUUCAAUGCUCAGAGUGGCUCUAAAGCUUGGCCCGACAGUCACCGUGGCGAUAGAAAGUGUUGAAUACACAUGGCACCCUCUGGAACUUGCCCUGAUAGUGUACUACUGCUCUUCCUGCACCACCACUAAAAGAGUUCGCAUGCUGCUGUAUAACGAAGAUUCAGGAAACUGGGCAUUCCAGGACUUCCAACUAGAGUUGCCCAUAGACAGAAACUUAGUCUCACAUUUUCUUUACUCAGCAUUGCCGGAUUUAAUCCUAUGGGAUGCCCACAUGGUUUACUAUUAUUACAAAAACUUCACUGUUACUGGAAUUAUAAGAACAGACACCGGAGAGUCAAAUCUGUCAAAGUUAUCACAUGGCAGCAAAAUCCACAACGUCGUCAUAGAUCGUUUUGGGAGUAUUUUGGUAAAAAUGGAAAAUAAUGAAAUGUUCUUUUUCAAGGCUGACAUUACAGAUGCAAUUAAGCUACAUGUAUGGGCAAACAGUACAGUAAAGUCAGCACUUUUCUUUAACAAAUCUUCUAAAGUAUAUAUUGUAUAUUUUAGUGAAAAAUUCUUGGUACAGCCACAGGAAUACCCCUUAUAUCUGGAGCUACAAAGUGUAAUUCACAAAACCAAAGACAAAUGCCCAUAUAUGGCAUUUCAACACAAUAUUCUUAGUGAUUUUUAUUUUAUGGACAAAGGAGAAAGCCUGACAAUUUGGACUCAAAUAGUUUACCCAGAAAAUAUAGGUCUCUAUAUUAUUGUAGAACACUAUGGCCCAAGUGUAUUAACCUGGACGCAAGAGAUCUCCUAUGAGAUUGCCUCUGGAUUCUCUACUAAAAGUGUGUUAACAACAUUUUCUCAGACAACAAGUUAUGAAUCAGUAGAUGAUUACUUCCAGCUACAGGAAAAGAACAUGGGUCUCAUGCUUAUUCAAUUCCGACCUAGUGAAUUUUCAAAAACAUGUCCAAUAGCCAAACAGGUAUUUGAAAUUGCUGUUGGAUGUGAUGCAAAUAAAUACAUUCAAGUUAAAGGAUUUAGUAAAUCUGGAUGUCAGCGCCGUGAUUUUUCUUAUGUGAUUGACAAGGAGUUUCUGAGAAAUAGACCUUCUGAAAACUUGAAAAUAAGGUAUGAUGUGGGAAAAUAUGGUUGCCCCCGGAGACUUGAAUUCAACGAGCCGUUUCACCCAAUAAUAGAGCUAUUCGAUGAAAAUGGCUUUGUUAAAUUAGUUGAAGCAAAUUUUAUCGUGUGGGAAAUCCAUGGCAGGGAUGACUAUACCUUUAAUUAUACUAUGAAGCAGAGUGGCUGUAUAAAUGAAGCACAGACGUUGAAGGCCAUGAUGGAAGAAAACCAAGGCCUCCCACUGGAUGAUGUCUGGGGACCUCAGAACUAUAAGCCUUGUUUUUCUUAUGCUAUUGGGAAGCCAGGAGAUCUAAACCAACCAUAUGAGAUUUUAAACAGGUCUAAUAAAAACCAUUUACAAUGGCCCAUGGACCAUUCUGGAAUGUAUGUAUUUCGUGUGAAGAUCCUGGAUCCAAACUUUAGUUUCUGUAACCUAACAGCUAUUUUUGCGAUUGAGACCUUCGGAGUGAUUCCCCGCCCAAGUUUCUACCUGGUAGCUGCCUUGAUUUUCAUCUUGAUGCUCACAUUCAUCAGCAUUCUAGUUCUGAGCUAUUUCUGGUAUAUGAAGAUUUAUAGACAGUUUAUUUUUGAGCCACUUCACAAGCCUCCUGCAAAACAGAAGAAACAUUAG